Molecule: messenger RNA, 2625 nt
Organism: Haliaeetus leucocephalus (bald eagle)
Lineage: Eukaryota; Metazoa; Chordata; Aves; Accipitriformes; Accipitridae
Product: KIAA1217 ortholog
Exons: 11
Coding region: 1-2625 (874 amino acids)
Cellular component (GO): cytoplasm
Source: RefSeq, a predicted model, not a curated record
AUGCAGAGGGAAGUUGCUUAUGUGGGCCGAGAUGGCCCAAGUGCUUCCCGCCCUGGAUCUGCCACGCACCCUCCCCAUGCGAUGCCUAGCUCUCCACCCUCCACCCCGGUGCCCCACUCCAUGCCUCCCUCUCCGUCCAGGAUUCCCUACGGCGGGGGCCGGCCCAUGGGUGUGCCAGGCAACGCCACCAUCCCCAGGGACCGGCUCUCCAGCGUGCCAGCCUCACGCUCGAUAUCACCCAGCCCAAGCGCCAUUUUGGAGAGACGGGACGUGAAGCCAGAUGAGGACAUGAGUAACAAAAACCUUGCCCUGAUCCGAAAUGAAGGUCUGUACGGUGACCCCUACUUGUUUCACGAGGGGAGGAUGAGUGUGGCUGCACCCCACUCUGGACACCCCCUCGAUGUCCCCGAUCACAUUGUAGCCUACCAUCGCAGUGCCAUGAGAUCAUCAAGCACUUACUGCAACCCCUCUAUGCAGCCUGAAAUGCUGGAGCAGUCCUUGUACAGACAAAAGUCACGGAAGUACCCGGAGAGCCAUUUGCCCACUCUUGGCUCUAAAACGCCUCCUGCCUCACCCCACAGGGUGGCUGACAUGAGAAUGAUCGAUAUUCAUCCUCACCAUAGUGCUCACAUUCCCCCCCACACCAUCCAGCCUGACAGGUCUUCCCCCAGCCGCCAGUCCUUCAAAAAGGAGCCGGGACCGCCUGUGUUCGUGGACGCGAAAGCACGGAGCGCCCUUGGCCUCCCAGGCAUGGCUGAGGCAGUGCCGUCUCCAGUCGACAAGCAGGCUUUUGGCUAUGGGUCACCUGCAAUGCCCAAGGACAAGGAGACAAGUGAGAAGAUGAUGUUGAAAAUUGUGUCCAGCAAGAGCAGCGUUGACACUGCAGGUGCUGCUAACAUAUCUGGGGGGAAGAACACGUUGGGAACUGUGGAGUCAGCUGUCAUCCAUCACCCUGCUGGAGUCCCAUCAAUGCAAGUCAGCCUGCAUGGUAUGAAACGUAAUGUGUCAGAUCUGCGGCUGCAGCUGCAUCAGAUGAAGCAGCUACAGCUGCAGAACCAGGAGAUGCUGAGGGCAAUGGUGAGGAAAGCAGAGCUGGAAAUCAAUGGCAAAAUGAUUGAAACAGUGAAGAGGCUUGAAGAUCCUGUGCAGCGACAGCGCAACCUGGUGGAACAAGAAAGGCAGAAAUACCUCAACGAAGAAGAAAAGAUUGUAAAGAAGUUAUGUGAGCUGGAGGCAUUUGUUGAAGAUCUGAAGAGGGACUCCACUGCUUCCAGCAAGACAGUUACACUGAAAGAUGUUGAAGAUGGAGCCUUUCUUUUGCGUCAAGUGGGAGAAGCUGUUGCCACCCUGAAAGGAGAGUUCCCAACAUUGCAGAAUAAAAUGCGUGCGAUCCUCCGGAUUGAGGUAGAAGCUGUGAGGUUCCUAAAGGAAGAACCACACAAGCUAGACAGCUUGCUGAAACGUGUACGCAGCAUGACGGAUAUCCUUACCAUGCUCAGGAGACAUGUUACAGAAGGACUGCUGAGGGGUGUGGAUCCAUCCCAAGCCGUGCAAUAUUCUGCCUUGGAAAAGGCCACUGCAGCUGAUGCUCUGAAAAACCAGGAGGAGUUGAAGCAUGCCCAGGGACAUGCACAGCAAAACCUCACAGCAAUCACAUCAGAGUCCCAGGUGUCAUCAGUCAAGUCAGAAGUCAUCCCCUUCUCAACAAUGACGGUCCAUCACGUGCAGAGCUCGCCUGUUGUCAUCCAUCAGUCUCAGCACUCAUCAGCCCUGGUCAACCAUGCCCAGAGUUCACCCACUGCAGCCAGUCACAGCGAAGGUGUGCCAGCGGGUGGCCACCUCUCAGCCACCCCACCAGCCCCCCUGCAAGAGCCCACAACAGGAUCCCAGCCCACACAAGCCACGCCAGCACCACAGGUCUCUGUCAAUGGCACCACCAUGCAAAGUCUUUUCAUUGAGGAAAUUCACAGUGCAAGUACCAGAAACCGAGCUGUAUCAAUUGAGAAAGCUGAAAAGAAGUGGGAAGAGAAAAGACAAAACCUCGAUCACUAUAAUGGAAAGGAAUUUGAAAAGCUCUUGGAAGAGGCACAGGCCAAUAUAAUGAAGUCAAUUCCUAACCUAGAGAUGCCUCCCCAGCCAGCAGCCCUGCCUAAAGGGGAUGCAGUGGAAAAGCUAGAAGUCUCAGAAGAAGUUCCUGAUGGAGAACAGGAUAAUGACAAGCUGACCAAGUCUCCACCCCCUCCACCUCCACGGCGCAGUUACCUGCCAGGGUCAGGACUAACCACAACGAGAUCAGGAGAUGUCAUCUAUGCAGCCAGAAAAGAGGCUACUGCUGUCAAGGAAUGCAGUGAAGAUGCUGGGCAAACAGCACAAUCCAAAGCCCCUAAAGAGGAUCAGGCAUUGUCUCGGAGCACAGGACAUGAUGUAGCAUCAGCUGCAAAAGAUGAAGAGGAAGAGGAAGGAGAUAAAAUAAUGGCAGAAUUACAGGGCUCCAGCGCUGCCUCGCAGACAAGCCGGAUGCCGGUCCCCAUGGCUUCGAAAACUAGACAAGGAAGCAUGGAGAAAGCAGGCAAACAACACAAGCUGCAGGAUCCACGCCAAUACAGACAGGUAGUUUUACCCUAA